AUGGAGUCCUUGUCCAACGUCCUCGCGCGGCAGCCGAUGAUGGAGGUUUUCCAGGAGGUGGAGUUCGCGGCGCUGAGGAUCUGGAAGAGCGGCUCCUACCUCCACGCCGACGAGGACGGGAGGUCCGUCUACGUCGGCAGCCUCCCCCGCGACGGCGGCGGUGACUCGAGGCACUGCGCGGUGUGGGCCGUCGAGCCGCCGAUCGACGCCGCGGCGCCGCUGCCGCAGUACGUGCGCCUCCGCGGCGCCUACGGCCGCUACCUCGGGGCCCCCGACUCCUACGGCUCCCCGCUCCCCUUCCUCUCGGUGGACGCCGCGCAGCGCGACCGCGACAGGGUGGAGAUGGACGCCAUCAUAUGGCAGCCCGUCGCGUGCUCCGGCUCCGACGUCGUCGGCGGUCGCGAUGCCCGCGGCGUCGUCCUCCUGCGCGACAGGUACGGGCGCUACCUGCGCGGCAGCAACAAUCUCCUGGCUCCCCGCCGCAGCGUCCCUGUCAAUCUCCUGUGUUAG
Molecule: messenger RNA, 510 nt
Organism: Oryza sativa Japonica Group (Japanese rice)
Lineage: Eukaryota; Viridiplantae; Streptophyta; Magnoliopsida; Poales; Poaceae
Source: RefSeq, a predicted model, not a curated record